Molecule: messenger RNA, 1020 nt
Organism: Penicillium daleae
Lineage: Eukaryota; Fungi; Ascomycota; Eurotiomycetes; Eurotiales; Aspergillaceae
Product: SGNH/GDSL hydrolase family protein
Exons: 4
Coding region: 1-1020 (339 amino acids)
Molecular function (GO): hydrolase activity, acting on ester bonds
Source: RefSeq, a predicted model, not a curated record
AUGCUGUGGUCUUCUGAACUCGUUCUAACACUUCUCCCCUUUGCUGCGUUCAACACGGCAUCUCCAACACCGAGAUCAAGAGAUAAAUUCGAUUGGUCAUCGAAAAGGUCACUCAUUGCAUUCGGAGACUCCUACACUUACGUCCAAGGGACCCAUGGACACCAGAACUAUAGCUUCAUCGGCGAUCAAUUUGACUUUUCAUAUGAUGCAGAAACCCUCUUGUCAAACAAGAUCGUGCAAAACCAAACUGCAACCGCAGAGGGAGGCCCCAAUUGGGUCGAAUACCUCACAAAAUGCGGGCUCAAGCAAGGGCUGACAUCGCCAAGGACCUGUGCAAAGCAGCUUUGGGACUUUGCUUUUGCAGGAGCAGACAUUUCAACGGAAUACACUCCCCUGCACCACAACUACACCGUCUCCCUCGUCAACCAAAUCACCCAAUUCAAAACCUACGGUGCCCCAGUCCUCCAAACCUUUCUACCAGCCUCCAAAUCCCUAAUCGCAGUUUGGAUUGGAAUCAACGACGUCGGCGAUAGUUCCAAAUACGCUGUAGACUUCCCAACCUUCUACGGCAAUCUCACCAGCACACUGUUCUCCUCUGUCAACGAACUAUACGAUCUAGGCUACAGAUCUUAUCUAUUCAUGAACCUGCCCCCGCUUGACCGCACGCCGGGAAACCAGAAGACUACCACACCGCACCCCAACGCCACACAGGUGGCCUGGUACAAUGAUGCACUUGCGGCCAAGGCAGAGCAGUUCGGGAAGAAUAAGGGGGAUGUGGAAGUGCGGGUGUUCGAUGCACAUACACGAUUGAGCGCGAUGCUGGAUAACCCGGCCCAGUACGGGAUUGUGAAUACGACUGAUUUCUGCGAGGGUUAUGACCAGCCGGAUAUUGAUACUAAUUACAAGGCGUAUGGAUGUCCGACGCCGCUGGACACGUACUUUUGGUAUAACUCGGGGCAUAUGACGAGUCAUGUGCAUCGUAUCUUGGCCGAGGAGCUGGAAGAGUGGUUGAAGGAGUAG